This is a messenger RNA of Spirodela intermedia, 334 nucleotides long. The record is from the annotation of a GenBank genome assembly. NCBI's taxonomy places the organism in Eukaryota, Viridiplantae, Streptophyta, Magnoliopsida, Alismatales, Araceae.
AUGGCGUCCUGGCAGAGGUCGUUGUACCUCGAAGCCAUAGUUCCCUGCGCCGCGGCGGCGGUGGCAGUUGCGGUGGCGCCGGCGCCGCUGCCCAGGGAGGAUGUCCGGGCCUUGGCGUUCCUGGUCCAGCGGGGGAGGAAGCAGUCGUCGGGCAGCACCCGGAGGUCGACCAUGAGGAGGACCCCGAGGACGUGGCGGCAGAGGAUUCCGGCGAACUCGAACUUGCCGCAGCUGCAGGUGGCGGCCCGCUUGCCGGCGUCGAGGGAGACGACGAAGUUGUCGAGGGAGUCCUCGUCCCGGGCCACGCUGUACUUGGAGACAGCGCCGUCCUUGA